Messenger RNA from Zootoca vivipara (common lizard), 5489 nucleotides. It is a transcript of the gene PHF8, whose product is annotated as PHD finger protein 8. The record is from RefSeq and is a predicted model, not a curated record. NCBI's taxonomy places the organism in Eukaryota, Metazoa, Chordata, Lepidosauria, Squamata, Lacertidae.
UUUUGAAUAAACUUUAUUGAGGAGCCGGAGCAAGAGCAGGAUUCCGGGCCUCGCCGAGGCCUCUAGAGUCGCCGAGAAGCAGCGCAGCCGCUUUGGCGCGAGAAGGCCUCGAUCACCGCCGUGGAGUUAGGCGCUCCUGCCCGGAAGGGAGAAAGAAGCCCGGGACGAGUCGUGCGAGUCCGCAGUGCUUCGCCUCCGCUGCGGGCCUGGGGCGAGGCGAGGGCGUCUCUGGCCGCGACGAGGGAAGCCCCCCCCCGGACCAGUAUCCUCCCGGGAGUCAAGGGGAGCCUGGCUGGGAAGUGGGGAGUAUUUGGGAGCCCGACGGAGAGAGGCGCGAGAGGAGCGAGACCCGAAGGUCGCCCAGGAGAGCGCGAUGUCCCUCAGCGGCUUUGUCAGCUGGGAAUCUCCUUUGGGGAGAAACUGAGGAAGCGGGCAAGUUUGGGGCUGCAGCAGAUGCAAGGGUGAUACCCCCCCAAAAAAAGAAACAAAAAAGGAACCUGGGAAGUUUAGGCCAGGAAGGCGAGGGGGGUUUCCCUUCCUAGAGUGGGGGCAAACUUGGGGAGACUGCCUUGGAGGGCUUCGGAUGAUCAGAAGCAGCCCAUGAAACUUCAGGUUGAAACUUUGGGGUUCAAGAGACUGCCUGCAGGCAAGCCCUGCUGUUUUGGGGGAGGAAGAAGACACCACGGGCAUCCCAAGGAUCCAACAAGCACAUUUUGCAGGGAAGUUGGUGCUUGGGGAGUUGGGCUGCCUGGCUGGGAUGAAAUAAUUUAGCCCCCACUCAGCUGAAGAAAGACUGGCUCUCCUGCACACCUCAGCAUGACCGCGUCCUUCAACUUGCCAUAGCGGACGCUUUGACGUUGUUCGGUUCCUGGAGGGUCUUCCUUUGCUUGAACUUGGUCCCACCAUGGCCUCUGUCCCUGUGUAUUGUCUCUGCCGCCUGCCCUAUGAUGUCACCCGCUUCAUGAUCGAGUGUGACGUUUGCCAGGACUGGUUCCACGGCAGCUGUGUUGGAGUAGAAGAAGAUGCAGCAGCCGACAUUGACUUGUAUCACUGCCCUAACUGCCAACUUCUUCAUGGACCAUCUGUCAUGAAACGACGCCGGGGGACCCAAAAACAGCCUGACUCCUGUGCGGUCAAAGAGGUUGGCAAGGCGGUGAAGACUGGAAGCAGUCUGUUCAUCAAGGAACUUCGCAGCAGGACGUUCCCUAGUGCGGAUGACGUUAUCCUAAAGCCAAGCGGGACCCAGCUGACUGUGGAGUUUCUGGAGGAGAACAGCUUCAGCGUCCCCAUCCUUGUCCUGAAGAAGGAUGGGCUGGGCAUGACCCUUCCUCCACCUUCCUUCACCGUGCGGGAUGUGGAGCAUUAUGUGGGAGCUGACAAGGAGAUUGAUGUGAUUGACGUGACUCGCCAGGCCGACCUCAAGAUGUGCUUGGGUGACUUUGUCAGAUAUUACUCCAGCAGUCGCCGGGAGAAAGUACUGAACGUCAUCAGCCUCGAAUUCUCUGAGACCAGGCUCUCUAAUUUGGUGGAGACUCCAAAGAUUGUGCGCAAAUUGUCCUGGGUAGAGAACCUGUGGCCAGGCGAGUCGGUGUUUGAGCGUCCCAACGUGCAGAAGUACUGCCUGAUGGGCGUGCGAGACAGCUACACGGACUUCCACAUUGACUUUGGUGGCACCUCUGUCUGGUACCAUGUGCUGCGGGGAGAAAAGAUAUUCUAUCUGGUGCGUCCCACUGCUGCCAACUUGACCCUCUUUGAAGCCUGGAGCAGCUCUUCCAAUCAGAACGAGUUGUUUUUUGGGGACCAGGUGGACCGAUGUUAUCGCUGCCCCGUCCGUCAGGGCCAGACACUCUUCAUACCCACAGGUUGGAUCCAUGCCGUGUUGACCCCCGUUGACUGCCUGGCCUUUGGGGGAAACUUCCUACAUAGUCUCAACAUUGAGAUGCAGCUCAAAGCCUAUGAGAUUGAAAAGCGUCUCAGCACAGCUGACCUCUUCAAGUUUCCCAACUUUGAAACCAUCUGCUGGUACGUUGGUAAACACCUCCUGGAUAUCUUCCGAGGCCUUCGAGAGAACCGCAGACACCCGGCUGCUUAUUUGGUUCAUGGGGCCAAAGCCCUGAACACAGCCUUCCGCUCCUGGACUAAGAAGGAGGCCCUGGCAGAGCACGAGGAAGAAAUCCCUGGCACGGUGCGCCCAGCACAGCUCAUCAAAGACCUGGCCAAGGAGAUCAGGCUCGUGGAAGAUAUAUUCCAGCAGAACAUUGGGAAGACAGGGAGCCCGUUUGGAUUGCAGAGGGGUACCCAGCCUGGUGCAGCCGCCAAAAGGGGAGACCAGAGCCCCAAGGAACUGAGCCAGAAGGCCAGCCGGAAGUACGUUGCCUCUGUCAAAGCCUUGGAGCAGGAGCUACUGGACAAAUACAAGCAGCAGGCCCUGAAAGCGGAGAGUCCUGGCCAGGAGGAGUUUGAUCUGCCAAGUUCCAGCCUGGAGGACACAGAUGGGGAACCCGACCUGACGGAGGAGGAGCUGCCCAUGAUGGUCGCCAACGGCCGGGGCACCAGCAGGAAAAUCAAGGCCUCUGAACGCAGCCGGAGCCAUAAAGGAGCACUAGCACAAGUUCCCCGCAGCCCAUCUGAUGCUGAAGCCCCCGAUAUGGACUCUGAGGAGGACCUGCAGAUUGACGAGACACCGCGCAGGGAGAGGAGGAGCCUGGGGCUGCACAAGAGGCUGGCCAAAUUUCCCCGGAAGUUGCCACGAGCCAAGCCCUGCUCCGACCCAAACAAAGUGCGAGAGCCAGGGGAAGUAGAGUUCGACAUUGAGGAGGACUACACCACAGAAGAGGAGGACGCCUCUGGCGAUGACCAGCUGGAGGGCAGCAGCAGCGCCGCCGGGAUCCUGGACCUGCUCAAGGCCAGCCGGCAGGUGGGCGGUGCAGACUAUGACGAGCUCAGUGAUGCCCCUGCCUCCCCCAGCACUCAGGAAGCCAUCCAGGGCAUGCUGUGCAUGGCCAACCUCCAGUCCUCCUCGUCCUCACCAGGGGCCUCCAGCUUGCAAGCCUGGUUGACAGCUGGGCACGAACGUGGCUCUGCGGGAGCCUCCGGCACUCAGCGCUCAGGAAAGAGGCCCAUCAAGCGCCCGGCCCAUCACAGCACCGAUAGCGAGGAAGAGGCCAGCAUGGAUGAGCAAGAGAGCCUGGGCGCCUGCUUCAAGGAUGCCGAGUACAUUUACCCUUCCUUGGAAUCGGAUGAAGAUGACCCAGCCUUGAAGUCUCUACCAAAGAAGAAGAAAUGCACAGAUGAUGCGCCUUGGAGCCCCAAGGCCCGAGUCACCCCAACACUGCCCAAGCAAGACCGUCCCGUGCGUGAGGGGACCAGAGUGGCAUCUGUCGAGACAGGCUUGGCAGCUGCGGCAGCUAAACUGGCUCAGCAGGAACACCAGAAGUCGCAGCGACGGAAACUCGUAAAAAAGAAGCUGCCCUCUCCCAAGCCACCCAGCCCGGAGCCGGAGCCGGAGCCGGAGCCGGAGCUGGAGCUGGAACCAGAACAAGAACCAGAACAAGAACCAUUGGAAGCCGAAGUGGAACCAGACCUGCCUCUGCCACAGCAGGAUCCGGAUCCUGGAGCGGCGGCUCUGGCACCCACUCCUCCCACCCCAGAACCCAAGCAGGAGCAGUUUGCUGGCAGCCUGGUGGACCAUGAGUACACCGCCCGGCCCAAUGUCUUUGGCAUGGCCCAGGUGAACCGUAGCUCCACACCCAUGGCACCUGGCGUCUUCUUGUCCCAGCGGCGCCCCUCGGCUGGCUCCACAGGUCCUCAGGCAGCGCAAGGGAAACGCCCCAAGAAGGGCUUAGCGACAGCCAAGCAGCGGCUGGGACGCAUCCUGAAGAUUCACCGAAAUGGCAAGCUGCUGCUCUGAGUGGCAUCCUCGCACUGGCUCCCAGACCUCACGCCCCUUGGGCACCAGCGGACGAGUGAGGCACAGAGACACUGCCUUUGUGUUCUCGGGAGAGCUGCCGGGACAAUGGGGUGUGGAAGAGCCCCCCGUGCGACCUCUCCCUCAUGUGGAUCAGGGCCAAGACUGAGCUCCUCCUGCCACUGGAAGCAUUGGGCUAGAUUGGCAGCCGUUCUGAUGUUGAGCUGAACCAUGCUUCCUUCCCCUGAAGAGGAAAGACAACGCCAGAGGCGCAGAGGGGCUUCAUCACGCCCACUGACUCUCCAUCCCUACCUCGACCCGCUGCUGCACUUCCUUUUCUUUUUCUGUCUAUUUUGGGGCUUAUACCUCUGUAGAGUUCUCCCCCUCCCACUGCCAUAUCGCACACAAGGAUAUUGGUUAGGCCAUUUCUACCCAGCUACCUUUUGCACCAAGGAGUGCUUUUAAUUUUCUUUUUUUUAACAGUCUUCCUCCCCCCCCCACUACAAAAAAGAGGGAAGCAACUGCUUAUUGCCCUCACUUAAAGCAGAUAGCCCUUCUCCUUUCUCAGUCUUCUAGAAGGAUCCCUCCAAGUCUGACCCCCUUUCAGACACACCUUGUGUGCUCCAGAGCAUCACCUGCCAGCUUGGCAAACUCCCAAGAAAGCAGGACAGGGACAGCUCCCUGGGGAAAUGCAAAGGUAUUUUUUCCCUGCGCUGCUUCUCAAGAACUUGGGUUUCAGGAGAGGGCAGGCUGGAUAGAAUUGGUUUUUUAAAAACCCAGCCAGCUGCAGUGAGAGAGUCGCCAUCAUGGCUUAUGCACACAAAACAUGCCAUUGGUAAAGUCACCUUCAUUGUGUGAGUGGGGGUCAGGUGUUGUUGCUUUUCAUGUCCUUCCAGAUCAUAAGCUCCCUGCACAUUCAAGAUUAGCAUUUUGGGGGAAGGCUAAGCUAGUGUCUUCCCCUGACUUGCCCGGUUAUCUAUGUGAAGGGUUCUGUUGUUUUACUGUUGUUGUUUUGUUUUUAAUCUAGCACACAAACCCUCCCCCCACUUGUCAGAAGUGAUACAGGCCAGCACCAGCUACAUCCAAUGGGGCUGCUAACCAUGGGGUUCCUCUGGUGGUGGGGGGCUCAGAGUAUCUCCCCUGUAAUAGAUCUGCUAGGUUUUCUUUUAUGACAUGAGGGUCUCCAGUAAGGCUUCCCAGUUCUUCCUACUGCAAAUCUCUUCUAUUGUUAAUUUCCCCUUCCACACCCCACUUUUCUGGGUCUGUUUUUACAUUCUUCACAUGAAGCAGUCUCCCUUCCACUCCCCCCCACUUUCGACCCCUACAGCGGCAGGGAGGGCACCAUGCCCCCUAAGAAAGGACUUUAAAAAGACAUUUGUACCCAGCUGCACGGCUCAGUUUAUAUGGCUGUGUACCAUAUUUUUAUGCCAGACUCCAGCAGGCUUUGUGUAAAUGUUUGAAUUCUAUUUUUUAGGCAUCUCUCUAGAAAUGUGUGUUUAAAAAAAAAUUAAUGAAGCUGAAACUUUUUUAUAUAUAUAUUCAAGGUUAGAAUAAAACCUUUGAUGGUUUAGCAUGGCUCGUA